UGGUUCCUUUGUGUGUCAGUCAGAGGAAGUCAUAAAGGUGUUGUUCUCCGUCUUUGACAGGUAUGUCGCCAAUCAAGGGCCGCGGCGACAGACCCGGGGCGACAGUUUGUUAUGUGUAGUUUUCACGGUUAAAUGUGAUGAGAUGCUGCUUAGUUUUAACGGUAACGGGGGCCUCGACACAGCUACACAGGACGGACGGAACUGAACCCUGUGAAAGUAGCCUAGCAGCCUGCUAGCCUACCGCUGAGGAAACCAUUGUUUGAGUUGUUGGCUAACAUGGCAACGAAAGCUACCGUUAGCAGCGUCGGCUAGACGGGCUUCUCCAUCGUGUUGCAGCCGACACUGAUGUGGUCGUCUUGCAUGAUGCGUGAUAGUCGUGAAGCCACUGAGCAGUCUCUCUCUCCCUCAUCUGGGGGCGCCCCCCCAAUUUCGCCAUCUUCCUAAAGUCAAUCUCCCACCCUGCCAAGAUGACCGACAGGAAGGAGCCUCCCUUCUUCAAUGACGACAGUGUGGGAGCGUUUCAGUAUAAGCUCCCUUUCUAUGACACUAUGGAGCUCUUCAUAGAGACACUGACAGGGACCUGUUUUGAGCUGCGUGUGUUGCCCUUUGAGGCAGUCAUUUCAGUCAAAGCGAAGAUCCAGAGGUUGGAAGGUAUUCCUGUUGCCCAGCAACACCUUAUUUGGAACAAUGUGGAGCUGGACGAUGAACAUUGUCUACAUGACUAUGGCAUUGCGGAGGGCUGUACUUUGAAGCUGGUCUUAGCUAUGAGAGGAGGCCCGAUUAACACCAGGAGGGUAACCAUGGAGGACCCAGUCAAAGAAGUGGCUGACCUGAUGGACAGCACAAAGGAGGAAGGCUGGGAGAAAAAUCUGGCUAAUAAGCAGGUCACGUUUGUGGUCUGUCGUGAGGGGGACCAGCUAAAUGUCUUCCGCGUGGUCGACAGGGGAGAUGGUACCCUGACCCCUCUGUCUGAAUCUCUGAGUGGUGGCUCAGUGUUCAACGUGUAUGGCGAGGAGGCUGGAGAGAGUUCUGCAGCUGCACAGCAGAGUCUUGAGAACUCCAUCACCAUGACCAAAAUGAAGCUGCUCAAAGCUAAGAUGGAGGACAUGAACCUUAACAAAAAGAAGUCAGCAAAGGUAAAACCGCGGGCUCCUGUCAGCCCACAUCCCUGUUGCAGUUCUUAUGGAACUUCCAGCACACGACACCAUCAUCGCCUCUUGCGUUCACUCCCUCAGAUCAACCAGCCUUGGCAGUCAAAUGCCCCUCUACCUCCAAUUGUAGACCAUGAAUCCGUGGACCCCACUCUGGCCUCUCCUGCUGCGACCUCUGCCCAUUUGUCCAUCCCUAGACGACCACCCCCCUCUUUCUCCUCACCCUCUUGUUAUAUGCUUCAGGAGGAGGAGCCGUGGGAGACAUGCCCACCUUUUGCCAAGAUUCGCCCCCCUCCUAAAGUGUCCCGGUUGGACAUUGGAAGCACCAGGUUGAUGAGGGACUGUGUAUACCCUCAACUCCCUCCAUUGUGUACCAGGGGGCCACCUGACACCACAUUUGACCCAGUUGAUCCUGCAGGCGAAGCAGUUGGGCUGGGUUUAUUGGAGGAAACUGUUGGGCUUGUGGCACCAGCUCAACCUGGCGCUCCAUUUGGGGACUUGUCAGACCCUCUGAGUCUGGACGUGUCCACCCAGCCAGAGGGAGGUCAUCAGUCCCACAAGGAUGAAGCUCAGCACCAACUGCCACACUCCCCUUCUCCAAUUAGUCCCUGGACAUGUGGGACAAGUGAAACACUCAACAGCAGAGCUGAUGGGACACAGUUUAGCACAUCCUUUCAUAUCAGCCCUCCCUCGCCAUUACCAGCCUCCACCUCACUGUCACCUUCAGCCAGACUGCUGUCUCAGCCUUUUGAUUCCACACUUUCCUGUUUACAGCCUAAUCUUCAAGCACAAUCCUCAGUGAAACAAGGCAGCACAUCUCCUCUCUCUUCAACCACCUUGUCAACUCAUCCAACACGCAUUCGUGGUGUUAAAGUAGAGUCACCUGGCAAAAGGCCAGAGCUCAUCUCUAAGAGAGAAGCAAGAAACAUCACUAAAGUGGCAAACCAAGCAUAUAAGGAGCCACUGGGAUCGCUAAACAGCUCUGAGCUCUUGGCUUCUCUCUUCAAAAGGGCUCCAGACAUCAGCAACAGCAGGGACUGUCUUGGAGAGAGCCUGGGACUUGCACUGGCUUUGUCUCCAGCCACUGCCUCAGGACAGGGUAGCCUUGGCUCCAGGCUGCCAUCCAUCCCGGCUAACAGGCUUCUGCAGGAUGAUCACAUAAGGCAAAUGUCACCAUUGCCCCCAGCAUCAGCCUCUUACAUGACCACCAGCACUCUUGCAUCAGCUGGGGCAGUCAUGACUUCAUUUGGGACUAUAGGCACUCCAACAUACCACCUACCUCCAGUCAAGACUCCCACAGGCACCAAGAAGAAGAGCUCAAAGCACUGCUUCCUCUGUGGCAAGAAGACUGGGCUGGCCACCAGCUAUGAGUGCAGGUGUGGUCAUAACUUCUGUGCAGUUCAUCGGUACGCAGAGACACAUGACUGCACUUACGAUUAUAAGGGUGCCGGGCGGCGCUUUCUGCAAGAGACCAACCCCCUGAUCAGUGCUCCGAAGCUGCCUAAGAUCUAAACCUUCAACCGUCUCCUCUCACAGGGGAGGAUGUGAAGAACUUCAAGUUAAACUUAAAGGAUGGAAACGAUUCUGCAGAGGCAUUUCUAAAGGAAAGAAGGAACUCUUACACCACUGUGUGCUCUUUUUAAUCAGCCAAGUUUGCUUAAAAUUUAAAUAAAAUAUUCUGUAAAGCCAAGUGUGAACAAACCAGUGGACUGAAACGGCACAGAGCUAAUUAUCACCUCUUGAUAAUGUGAACAUAUGUAUCCUUUUUUUAUGUUACCCUUUUUUUUUUUCCUUUUUAAAUGAGAAAAAAAUAAUCUGUGCAUGUAUGUAGGUAGUUUUUGCUAAAUAUAUCUGCUGCACGUUCAGACAUACCUAUUUUAGGCUUUUGUUUUUGUUUUUUGUCUUUAAAAUUGGGACCGCUGACUUUAUCUGACAAGUCUUUGAGAGAUGCACUUUAGAACUAUGAUAUUUAUAUAUACUGACUUUCCUUAUUGUGAGGGAAAGGUGGCAUACAUUUGUGUUUGUCUUACUGUUUCUUGUCCUUUUCAAGUUUUUUUUCAUAUAUAUAUCUAUAUUCUGCACAUUUUAAAUAUCUUUCUUACAUGGGCACAUACAUACCGGCAUCACUAAUGAAAUCUUUCUGAAAAGAGAACCGUACACCCACUUAAUGAUGAAAUACUUAAUAUUUAUUAAUGAUUUAUUUAAUUAAAGGUUGGUUUUAAAAUAGGGUUAAGUAUGCAGUGUGUGUAGGUGUGGAUGUCAGUCAUCUGUUUGCCUAUUGAGUAAACUGUAUUAGGAGUGGGUGUUUGGUUUUGGUAUUUGUGUCUACAGUGAGGUGGUUGCCAUUUAAAAAAAAAAAAAAAAAAAUUUGUAAGUCUUUUUUAUUGCUCAGCUGUUUGCAAAAACUUUAAAUGCUCGUAAAGUAUUUA
Archocentrus centrarchus (flier cichlid) is the source of this 3580-nucleotide messenger RNA. RefSeq names its product zinc finger, AN1-type domain 4 (gene zfand4). The transcript is spliced from 10 exons. Bases 468 to 2663 code for a protein of 731 amino acids. The record is from RefSeq and is a predicted model, not a curated record. Gene Ontology annotation, molecular function: zinc ion binding; protein binding. NCBI's taxonomy places the organism in Eukaryota, Metazoa, Chordata, Actinopteri, Cichliformes, Cichlidae.